AUGGCGACUCGGCUUGAUCGACUCGUUACGAUACUCGAAACGGGGAGUACCCGAUUAAUACGGGACACAGCCGUCAAUCAGCUUGCCGACUGGCAAAAACAGCAUCCCGAAGAGUUAUUCAAUCUCCUUUCGAGAGUCGUUCCCUACCUUCGCCACAAGGACUGGGAAACCAGAACAACUGCUGCCAAGGCGAUAGGCAAGAUCAUUGAAAAUGCGCCGCUUUACGACCCCAAUGCUGGCCAGGACGAGGCUGCUCCGGAACCUACAAACGGCUCUUUCGAAGUGAAGAAAGAAGAGGAGAAGGAUGUCCUCGAGCAGGAUAAUUUCUUUCGUCUCGAAUCUCUGGAUGUCGCCACGAUUGUCAAGUACGGACGACCCCUUCUCCGCGGCGGCCCUGUCGAUUACAAUCUUGCAGCCCUGGAUCCCCAGAAGCGGCUGGCCCAUUUGAAGAAAACGCUGAAUGGCCGGCUGGGGUUGCUUGGACGUGUCUUUGAAGACGAGGAGAUGCCGGUUGAACAGAUUGCUAGUCCGAUCACGCCGAACGAUGCCGCUGGCGCGAACGGAGUAGGCCGGCAGGACGGCGCAAGCAAUGACAACCAGAGCCAGGCUAUCGAUGAGAGCAAGAUGAGCGCCCGUCAACUCAACGUGCUCAAGCGCAAGAGGAAGAGGGAAGCCCAGAAGGCUGCCCAAGGAAAGAGCGGGUUUGGUGAUCUUUCACUUCGCCGCUCAACGACAGCAGGCUCCGAUGCAUUUGGCGAAGAUACCCCUAUGCCCGACGCCGACUCCAAGAAGAACAAGCUAGCCGAAUACUUUAGUCUUGACAGGCCCGAAAACACAGAAGAAGACACCAAGAUAGUCUCAGAAUUCAAGGGCCCGGUGCUCCCGAUCAAGUCGGAAAUCGAGGCUGAUGACAGCCUUGAGGGCGCUGAGUGGCCAUUCGAGCGGCUUUGCGAGUUCCUCAAGGUCGAUCUGUUUGAUCCCCAGUGGGAGACCCGCCACGGUGCAGCCAUGGGUCUGAGAGAAGUCAUCCGGGUCCACGGCGCUGGUGCUGGCCGGCGCAGGGGCAAGACACGCAAGGAGAACAACGACCUCAACCGCCAAUGGCUCGACGAUUUGGCCUACCGUCUUCUCUGCGUGCUGAUGCUCGACAAGUUCACCGACUACAGCUCCGACACGUCUGUUGCUCCCAUCAGGGAGACCGUUGGUCAAACCCUUGGUGCAGUCCUCCGCCACAUCUCCGUAGAGUCCGUUCACGCCAUUUACCGCCUGCUGUACUGUAUGGUGACCCAGGAAGAUCUUCCGUCGGAGCAAAACAUGUGGGCUGUUUGCCACGGUGGCAUGGUUGGCUUGAGGUACGUCGUUGCUGUGCGCAAAGACCUCUUGCUCCAAGACGGAGACAUGAUCGACGGCGUUGUCCGCUGCGUCAUGCAGGGCCUUGGCGACAUCGACGACGAUGUCCGCUCUGUCAGCGCGGCGACGCUGAUCCCGAUGGCCAAGGAGUUCGUCAUGAUGCGGCGUUCAGCCCUCGACAGCUUGAUCAACAUCGUCUGGGAGAGUCUCUCCAAUCUUGGUGAUGACCUCAGCGCGUCCACGGGCAAGAUUAUGGACUUGCUCGCCACGCUCUGCAGCUUCCCUGAAGUCUUGGAAGCUAUGAAAGUCUCCGCAUCGCAAGAUGAGGAGAGGUCCUUCACUCUCCUCGUUCCCCGGCUGUACCCCUUCCUGCGCCAUACCAUCACUUCGGUACGGCUUGCUGUCCUUAAGGCCCUUAUGACUUUUGCCAAUCUCGGAGGCGAGACAUCCCAGGGAUGGCUCAAUGGGAGGAUCCUUCGUCUCAUUUUCCAGAAUAUCAUUGUCGAACGGGACCAGGAUACCCUCAACAUGUCCCUCGAGCUGUGGACGACCCUCGUCCGCAGACUUGCUGCCAGGGACCCUGCCAUCUUGGCCGACGAGUUUGAGGCUCAUGCAGAGCCCAUGAUGCAGUUGGCCCUCCAUCCCAUUGGUGUUCCCCGCCAUCCCAUUCCCAUGAACCCUGCUCUCUUCCAGAAGCCAUCGGGCGGAACCUACUCGCUUCCUGGAGCUUCCCAAACCAACAGCCGACGGUCGUCGCCACCUGAGGGCGAAAGGGCGACGAAGAGGCGACGUAAGUCGACCAAGGCUGAGGACGUCGCUCCGUCCACGCAUACCCACGAUGUCGACGGCCACAUGAUCCAGGGCGAAGUCGACCUGGUCGGUGUUGAUGUCUUGAUUCGUUCCCGUAUCUCGGCUGCCAAAGCAAUGGGUCUCAUCAUGUCCUUUAUUCCUACGCCACGUCUGGCAUCGUACGAUACUGCUGUUCUUCAGGCGCUUUCUUCGCCAUAUGCGUCUACCCAGCUGGCCGCUGCCAUGGUCAUCGACGAGUAUGCGAAGAACUGCAGCACCCCUGAGGUUGCUUCUCGCUUCAUUGAGCCGUUGCAGAAGAUUAUCGACCUGGAACGGCCGUCGCACUACCGCGACUUGGUCACCUACGUUCAGCGGGUGCGCUCAGCGUCACAGCAGCUCAUCAACCUCUUCCGCGACCACGGCAAGGUGUCGCAAGGCAAGUUGCCUACGCUGGCUGUCGUCGUUCAAGGCGAGCCCGAGGCCGGUCCUGGCGCCUUCUCGAUUGCAAAUGCUGAGAAGGUAGUUAACGAAGACUUUGAGCGGCUUAAGAGACUCAUGGCGCCGGGCCAGCGGUUGAUUGCCCUGCCCCAGCUGAAUGAAGCCCGGGAGCAGACAGUUGAGGUCAUUGAGGAGGCUAAGGCGGCCAAGGAAGCUCGCGAUGCCCGCAUCAAGGCUGCCGCAGCCUGUGCCUUGGUCGCCAUGAAGGUGCUUCCGAAGAAGCCUAGUCCUCUUAUUAAGGCCAUUAUGGACAGCAUCAAGACCGAGGAAAACCAGGAGUUGCAGAGCCGAUCGGCCGCUACGAUCGCACGUUUGGUGCAGCUCUUCACGGAAUCUGGCCGCCGUGGUCCCGCCGAGAAAGUUGUGGCGAACUUGGUCAAGUUUUCUUGUGUUGAGGUGGCCGAGACACCCGAGUUCCCCAUCCAUGCCCACAAAACCAAUGUUAUUUUGUCGAUGCAGAAGGAAGAGGAUAGGGUCGACCAUCCUGAUGCAGUCAAGUACGCGCGCGAGGCAAAGGCCGCCCGCAUCACCCGCCGUGGUGCCAAGGAAGCACUUGAGAUCUUGUCCAAGAACUUCGGCGCCGAGCUCCUCGAGCGCGUUCCGACUUUGCGGACUUUUAUGGAAGAGCCUUUGGUUAGGGCCUUUUCUGGCGAUCUGCCGCCCGAAGCCCGCGACCCGGAGAACGCGUUUGGUCAGGAGAUCGUCGAUGCCAUGUCCGUGAUACGCACGAUGACGCCGACACUGCACCCAGCCCUCCAUCCGUUUGUCAUGCAGCAGGUUCCUUUGGUCAUCAAGGCCCUUCGCUCCGAUCUGUCUGUAUUCCGGUAUAUGGCUGCUAAAUGCAUGGCGACGAUCUGCAGCGUCAUUACUGUGGAUGGUAUGACUGCUUUGGUCGAGAAGGUGUUGCCGUCGAUCAACAACCCACUUGAUCUCAGCUUCCGUCAGGGUGCCAUCGAGGUCAUUUACCAUCUCAUCGCUGUAAUGGGCGAUGCUAUCCUUCCUUAUGUCAUCUUCCUCAUCGUGCCCGUGCUGGGUCGCAUGAGUGAUUCCGACAACCAGAUUCGCCUGAUAGCCACGACAUCAUUUGCUACUCUCGUGAAGCUAGUCCCGCUUGAGGCUGGUAUUCCGGAUCCUCCGGGUCUUUCUGAGGAGUUGUUGAAGGGCCGUGACCGCGAGCGCACAUUCAUCGCUCAGCUCCUGGAUCCGAAGAAGAUUGAGCCGUUCAAGAUCCCCGUUGCCAUCAAGGCUGAGCUCCGCUCAUACCAGCAGGAAGGUGUCAACUGGCUUGCUUUCCUCAACAAGUACCACCUGCAUGGUAUCCUCUGCGACGACAUGGGUCUCGGCAAGACCCUCCAGACGAUCUGCAUCGUGGCAAGUGAUCAUCAUCAGCGUGCCGAAGAGUUUGCCAGGACUGGCGCUCCCGAGGUUAGAAAGCUGCCGUCCCUUAUCAUCUGCCCGCCGACAUUAUCCGGUCACUGGCAACAGGAGAUUAAGACAUAUGCUCCUUUCCUUACCGUGACAGCGUACGUAGGCUCUCCGGCCGAGCGGCGUGCCAUGAAGGACUCCCUGGACAAGACCGACAUCGUCAUCACUUCGUACGAUGUCUGCCGCAACGAUAUUGAUGUAAUCGAGAAGUACAAUUGGAAUUACUGUGUGCUGGACGAAGGCCAUCUGAUCAAGAAUCCAAAGGCCAAAAUUACCCUCGCAGUCAAGAGGCUCACUAGCAACCAUCGUUUGAUUCUCACAGGCACGCCAAUCCAGAACAACGUGCUUGAACUCUGGUCCCUAUUCGAUUUCUUGAUGCCCGGCUUCUUGGGCGCCGAAAAGGUGUUCCUUGACCGGUUUGCCAAGCCGAUCGCCAAUAGCCGCUAUAGCAAGGCAUCCUCGAAGGAACAAGAAGCGGGUGCGCUGGCUAUUGAGGCUCUGCACAAGCAGGUGCUGCCGUUCUUGCUGCGUCGUCUCAAGGAAGAAGUGCUCAACGACUUGCCGCCAAAGAUUCUCCAGAACUAUUACUGCGAUCUCAGCGACCUGCAGCGCAAGUUGUUCGAGGACUUCACCAAGAGGGAAGGCAAGAAGAUCACGGAAACUGCCGGUAGAGACGACAAGGAGGCCAAACAGCACAUCUUCCAGGCUCUGCAGUACAUGCGCAAGCUCUGCAACUCGCCGGCGCUUGUCAUGAAGCCAGGUCACAAGGCGUACGAGGACACGCAGAAGUAUCUGGCUAAGCACGGAACGACGCUGGAAGACCCGAUUCAUGCCCCCAAGCUUGGCGCCUUGCGCGAUCUUCUUGUCGAUUGCGGUAUCGGCGUGGAAGGCCAGGAGUCUUCCGACCCUCUGUACACGCCCAUCAAGCCUCACCGGGCGCUGAUCUUCUGUCAGAUGAAGGAAAUGCUCGAUAUGGUACAGAACACGGUGCUCAAGCAGAUGUUGCCGUCGGUAUCGUACCUGCGGCUGGAUGGCUCCGUGGAGGCCAAUAAGCGCCAAGACAUUGUCAAUAAGUUCAACAGCGAUCCUUCAUACGACGUCCUCCUGCUGACGACCAGCGUCGGUGGUCUCGGCUUAAACCUGACAGGUGCCGACACAGUCAUCUUUGUCGAGCACGACUGGAACCCGCAGAAGGAUCUGCAGGCCAUGGACCGCGCUCACCGUAUCGGACAAAAGAAGGUAGUCAACGUGUACCGCAUCAUCACGCGCGGUACGCUCGAGGAGAAAAUCCUUAGCCUGCAGCGCUUCAAGAUUGACGUCGCUAGCACCGUCGUCAACCAGCAGAAUGCGGGUUUGGCUACCAUGGACACGGACCAGAUCCUGGAUCUGUUCAACCUGGGUGAAUCCGGCCCGAGCUUGAUCACGGAUAAUAAGGAGAGCAUCGAGGGCCGCGAAGAGGAUAUGGUUGAUAUCGAGACGGGCGAUGUCAGGCGGCCGGGUAAGAAGGCUGCCUGGCUAGAGGGCCUGGGCGAGUUGUGGGAUAAUGCACAGUACGAGGAAAGCUUCGAUCUGGAUGGUUUCUUGAAGACCAUGCAGUAA
This is a messenger RNA of Thermochaetoides thermophila DSM 1495, 5661 nucleotides long. Its product is annotated as helicase-like protein. The record is from RefSeq and is a predicted model, not a curated record. The transcript is spliced from 3 exons. NCBI's taxonomy places the organism in Eukaryota, Fungi, Ascomycota, Sordariomycetes, Sordariales, Chaetomiaceae. Bases 1 to 5661 code for a protein of 1886 amino acids. Gene Ontology annotation, molecular function: DNA binding; ATP binding; TBP-class protein binding.